ACUGAGAACUAAAAUUGAAAUGAGUUUGAGAUCCACAAGUUUCAACCACCUAUCUUCUCAUCAUAUUUUGCCUGAUCUCCUUGUUCUUUCAUCCAUUCCCAUACUCAAGAACAACCUCUUGUUUCACAAACAAAUCUUUCUAAAACUCUCCGCUUAAAUCCCAUUAAUAUAUCAUUGCUAAGAAUAAUUUCUUCUUAAAAUAUGGUGCUAACGAGAUUUAUCUACCCUCUGCCAGCAUCGUGGUUCUUAACCGCCAUGACAGUAAUCAGCGGUGCAGCAUCAGUAAUUGCUGGAUUGAUGGAAAUAAAAGGAAAGAGCAUGCAGUACUCAAAGUUCUUCAAUACCAAUAAUAAGAAUGUCGAAGCUUCUAAUACUAAGGUGAUCAAGUUUUCAGGCAGAAAUGGAAUGAUCUUAGCUUAUGCCCCGGCUUUUGUUGCUAGUGCUGCCUCUGUAGCCUUUAUGCAAGACAAGGGCCUUAGAUUCACUUUGGUCACUUCUGCUCUUGCCUUCCAUUUCUUCAAAAGGCUUUUCGAGGUUAUAUUCAUUCACAAAUACAGUGGAAGUAUGCCCAUUGAUACUGCAAUUUUUAUCUCCGCGGGUUAUUUUCUUUCUUCACUCAGCCUGAUCUACUCUCAGCAUUUGUGUGGGGAAUUUGCGGAGCCAAUAGUUGAUCUAAAGUAUGCGGGACUCACAAUUUUCCUAGUUGGUGUUGUUGGGAAUUUUUAUCACCACUACCUCCUAUCCAAGCUAAGAAAAGAGGGGGAGAAACAGUACAAGAUUCCUCGAGGAGGUUUGUUUCAUUUAGUUAUAUGCCCACAUUAUUUAUUUGAAAUUCUGGGAUUUGUAGGAAUCUCCUGCAUUUCACAAACUGUAUAUGGGCUAUCUUUCGCUGCUGGUACGAUUUGUUACUUGACGGGGAGAAGCUUUGCCACAAGAAAAUGGUACCUCUCAAAGUUUGAAGACUUCCCAAAUGAUGUAAAGGCUCUCAUUCCAUACAUAUUCUAGAUUAAAGAUAGCUUUAAGCCUAUACCAGAAUGUAAUUUCUGAAUUUAUAUAACUAGCUUAAAUGGAUGAUAUGACUGUUAAAACUUAAAAGCAAUUUGGAAAAUGUAGCAUGGCUCUUUAGUAAUUGCAAAGACAGGAUGUUGAUCCUGAUUUAUUUUAUUUGAACAAUUCUGAUCAGAUUUGAAAUGAUUUUGUAGAUUUGUACAAACUUGAAUCAAAACAUUAGGCAA
This is a messenger RNA of Daucus carota subsp. sativus, 1235 nucleotides long. RefSeq lists its product as uncharacterized. Gene Ontology annotation, molecular function: oxidoreductase activity, acting on the CH-CH group of donors. The coding region runs from base 202 to 1005 and encodes 267 amino acids. The record is from RefSeq and is a predicted model, not a curated record. The transcript has 2 exons. NCBI's taxonomy places the organism in Eukaryota, Viridiplantae, Streptophyta, Magnoliopsida, Apiales, Apiaceae. Gene Ontology annotation, biological process: lipid metabolic process.